AUGGAGGGCAACCAGUCAUGGAUCGCAGAAUUCAUCCUGCUGGGCUUCCAGCUCAGUGAAAAUGUGGAAUUGCUCCUCUUUGUUAUCUUCAUCCUGUUAUAUACCUUCAACCUGCUGGCAAAUGGCAUGAUCUUGGGACUCAUCUCACUUGACCCCAGGCUGCACACCCCCAUGUACUACUUCCUGUCUCAUCUGGCCAUCACUGACGUCGCCUAUGCUUCCAGCAAUUUACCAAAUAUGCUGGAAAACCUAGUGAAACACAAGAAAACCAUCUCCUAUUUCUCGUGCACUAUGCAGAUGGUUUCCUACUUGGCCUUUGCUUCUGUAGAGUGCCUGACUUUGGUGGUGAUGUCCUAUGACCGGUUUGUGGCCAUCUGCCACCCCCUGCAGUACACAGUCAUGAUGAACUGGAGGGUGUGCAUAUUCCUGGCCAUCGCUUGCUGGGCGUGUGGAUUUUCCCUGGCCAUAGUCCAAGUAAGUCUGUUUCUACGGCUGCCCUUCUGUGGGCCCCAGAAGGUAAACCACUUCUUCUGUGAAAUUAGCUCUGUCCUCAAAGUGACCUGUGGUGAAACCUGGAUCAAUGAAAUGUUCCUCUUUGCUGAUGGCGUGUUUAUCUUAGUUGGGCCUCUUUCCCUGGUGCUGGUCUCCUACGUGCGUAUCCUCUGGGCCAUUCUGAAGAUCCAGUCAAAGGAGGGCCGCAAGAAAGCCUUCUCCACCUGCUCCUCCCACUUCUGUGUGGUUGGGUUCUACUUUGGCAUAGCCAUUAUGGUGUACUUGUCCCCUGACAGCAGUCAUCUAGAGGAACAGCAGAAAAUCCUUUUCCUGUUUUACACCUUCUUCAACCCAUUACUGAACCCCCUUGUCUACAGUGUACGGAAUGCUCAAGUAAAGGCUGCCUUCCACAAAGUAUUGCAGAAAAAUAGAUCAGUGUGA
Messenger RNA from Dama dama (fallow deer), 933 nucleotides. RefSeq names its product olfactory receptor 2A12-like. Lineage: Eukaryota; Metazoa; Chordata; Mammalia; Artiodactyla; Cervidae. The transcript has a single exon. Gene Ontology annotation, biological process: G protein-coupled receptor signaling pathway. The record is from RefSeq and is a predicted model, not a curated record. The coding region runs from base 1 to 933 and encodes 310 amino acids. Gene Ontology annotation, cellular component: membrane. Gene Ontology annotation, molecular function: olfactory receptor activity; G protein-coupled receptor activity.